Megalops cyprinoides (Indo-Pacific tarpon) is the source of this 1527-nucleotide messenger RNA. RefSeq names its product 5-hydroxytryptamine receptor 2B-like. Gene Ontology annotation, molecular function: G protein-coupled serotonin receptor activity; neurotransmitter receptor activity. Gene Ontology annotation, cellular component: plasma membrane; dendrite. Gene Ontology annotation, biological process: vasoconstriction; heart development; chemical synaptic transmission. The coding region runs from base 1 to 1527 and encodes 508 amino acids. The transcript has 3 exons. NCBI's taxonomy places the organism in Eukaryota, Metazoa, Chordata, Actinopteri, Elopiformes, Megalopidae. The record is from RefSeq and is a predicted model, not a curated record.
AUGCUGGCCACGCCCCCGCAGAAACCCAGAGCAGCCACGCCCCGCACGCCAGCCGGCCUCAGCAACAUGCCCCAUCUGGGCCAGUUCUCUCCUCUCCUGGGCAGGCAGGUGCUGGACACACCCACGCUUGCGGCCAACGCCUCGGGGCAGGACAACAGCUCUGCGGCACUCCUGGCCCUGGUGGCGGGGGGCGCGGGGCAGGGGGUCGUGGGGGAGGAGCUGCGCUGGGCAUCGCUGCUCAUCAUCACCAUCAUCAUCCCCACCAUCGGGGGCAACGUCCUCGUCAUCCUGGCGGUCUCCCUGGAGAGGAAGCUGCAGAACGCCACCAACUACUUCCUCAUGUCCCUGGCUGUGGCGGACCUGCUGGUCGGGCUGCUGGUGAUGCCCAUUGCUCUGGUCACUGUGCUUUUUAAUUCGGGGUGGCCCCUGCCAGAGUUCCUCUGUCCCAUCUGGCUCUUUCUGGACGUCUUGUUCUCCACCUCCUCCAUCAUGCACCUGUGCGCCAUCUCCCUGGACCGCUACAUCGCCAUCAAAAAGCCCAUCCAGCACAGCCAGUACAAAUCUCGCGCCAAGGCCAUGACCAAAAUAGCUGCCGUGUGGCUAAUAUCUAUUGGUAUUGCUAUAUCCAUCCCCAUCAAAGGCCUAAAGAACACCAGGACGAGAACAUUCAACAACCACCACACCUGUCUGCUGAAGCCCGACUGCUUCAAGGACUUCAUCCUGUUCGGCUCUUUGGCAGCCUUCUUCGUCCCACUGACUAUCAUGAUGGUGAUCUACCUGCUGACCAUCCAGGUACUGCGGAAGAAGGUCUACCUGCUCAAGUUCAAGGCGUCGCAGCGCUUCAACAGCUCGGCGGUGUCCACCGUCUUCCAGAAGGAGCGGCCCUCGAUCUCCUCGCCAGAGAAGGCAGCCAUGCUGGACGGCCCCAGCAGGGACAGGGUAAUGAGCCAGACGAAUCCCAUCAUGGGUGAGGAGGUUCCUGUCCGCAGGAUGUCCACCAUGGGCAAGAAGUCCAUGCAGAACCUCAGCAAUGAGCAGCGGGCCUCCAAAGUGCUGGGCAUCGUCUUCCUGCUCUUUGUGGUCAUGUGGUGCCCCUUCUUCAUCACCAACGUGAUCUCGGCCGUCUGCCACACCUGCGACGAGCACCUGGUGGGCAGGCUGAUGGAGAUCUUCGUCUGGGUGGGCUACGUCUCCUCGGGGAUCAACCCCCUGGUCUACACCCUCUUCAACAAGAACUUCCGCGAGGCCUUCAGCCGCUACAUCACCUGCAACUUCGGCGGGACCCGGCCGCCACCCAGACCGCCCCGCCGGAGCCUGGCCAGGAUGUCCUUCCGGUCCUCCGUCACGGAGAACUCGAAGCUCUUCAUGAAGCACGGGGUGAGGAACGGCAUCGGCAACGUGGCGUACCAGAGUCCGUUGCGCCUGAGGCCCAUGCCGAUGCAGGCCUCCACCAGCAUUCUGCUGGAUGCGCUGCUCCUGGCAGAGAACGAGGCCAGCAAAAAUGAGGAGCAGGUCAGCUGUGUGUAG